AUACAACACACCUUGUCGACUCUUACCUUCUCCAACCCAACCCUAUCCUUUGGAGAUUAUAAUUGAAAAUCAAUCUCUAAAAAACCCUAGAUCUUCAUAGUGCCGGAGGUUGUUCGUCGGUUCAUUGUUUGUUGAAAAAGAUUUGGAUUUUGAAUUGGGAGUUAGGGUUUUGUUUUGAUGGAGCCUCGUAUUGGGAACAAGUUUCGGUUGGGUCGGAAGAUUGGCAGUGGAUCGUUUGGGGAGAUCUAUCUUGGGACUAAUAUUCAGACCAAUGAAGAGGUUGCAAUUAAGCUCGAAAGUAUCAAGACAAAGCAUCCUCAGUUGCUGUAUGAGUCGAAGUUAUACAGAAUUCUACAGGGAGGAACUGGAAUUCCUAACUUGAGAUGGUUUGGUGUGGAAGGAGACUAUAAUGUUCUAGUGAUGGAUUUACUUGGACCUAGUCUUGAAGAUCUAUUCAAUUUUUGCAGUAGGAAACUUUCUUUGAAGACAGUUCUCAUGCUUGCAGAUCAAAUGAUCAAUCGUGUUGAAUUUGUCCAUUCUAAAUCAUUUUUACAUCGGGAUAUCAAGCCGGACAAUUUUCUUAUGGGCUUGGGACGGCGUGCAAACCAGGUAUACAUCAUUGACUUUGGUUUGGCUAAGAAAUAUAGGGACUCCUCAACCCAUCAACACAUUCCUUAUAGAGAGAAUAAGAACUUGACUGGAACUGCAAGAUAUGCAAGCAUGAACACUCACCUUGGUAUAGAACAAAGCAGGAGGGAUGAUUUGGAAUCUCUUGGAUAUGUCCUUAUGUACUUUCUACGAGGAAGUCUUCCUUGGCAGGGACUGAAAGCAGGAACAAAGAAACAGAAAUAUGAGAAGAUUAGUGAAAGAAAAGUUUCAACAUCUAUUGAGGCCUUGUGUCGGGGUUUUCCUAUGGAAUUUGCUUCAUACUUCCAUUACUGUCGCUCACUGAGGUUUGAGGAUAAGCCAGAUUAUGCUUAUCUGAAAAGAAUAUUUCGUGACCUCUUUAUCCGUGAAGGCUUCCAGUUUGAUUAUGUUUUUGACUGGACCAUUUUGAAGUAUCAGCAAUCACAGAUUGCUGCUCCUUCCCGGCCUGUGGGCCCAACUGCUGGAACUAGCUCUGGAAUGCCCCCUGCUAUUCCCAAUGUAGAUCGACAGUCAGGUGAGGAAGAAGGGAGACCAGCUGGUUUGUCUUCAGCGGAUCCAUCUCGUCGGAGAAGUUCUGGACAAGCUAUAAAUGCAGGAAGUUUUUCUAAGCAGAAGAGUCCAGUUGCAAAUGAUUCAACAAUGAGCAAAGACGCUAUGUUAUCAAGCUCCACUAUUGUGGGACGAUCAAGCGGGUCGUUGAGGCGAACUACUGCCUCUGGUAGCCGUGAUGCAUUUACAGUGGGGAAUGAAUCUGACCCGUCACGCUCUCGUACGACUGACGCAAGUCCAGGAACAGUACACAAGAUCUCAAGUGGGCAGAGAAGUUCAUUACUUGGUGGUUCCUCGGACCCCAAGCAUGCUUCAUCUAGCAAGAAUAAUUCUGGCAUGAAGAACUAUGAAACCACUCUCAAGGGCAUUGAUAGUCUGCGUUUUGAUGAGGAAGGCUCAGAGAGGGUUCACUAUUGAUUGUUGUAAAUCAUCAAUGACUGUUGCUUAUCUUUUCACAUUCUUGUAAAUCAUAGACCUGUUUGCUAAACAUCAGGUAGAAUUUGUCAGCUUCAUGGAGUUUUUGGUGGGAAGCUGUGGAUUAAAACCAAGGAACUCUGGGUUUCUUGGCGCUCUAAAAGAUCAAUAAGGAGGAAAGAACCAAGACGAGCGGCAGAGUCUCCACAUCAAUAUCAAGAUGAGGCGGCAUUGUCUCUAUAGACUUGAGUCAUGUUGGCAUGGCUUCCUUAUUAUGUUUACCCUUGAACCCCCAUCAUUGACAAUCUAUGUGUUUUUAGUGUUGGGGGUUAGAGCAAUGUCCUAACUGUAAAUUGGCUGAUUCUAUGCAUAAAUUUCUAUUUCACUUUUGAUUUUCAUGCCGAACCAUAAAUUUCAGAAAUGUGGCAUGGAGAGAGUUUUUG
Messenger RNA from Ilex paraguariensis (yerba mate), 2054 nucleotides. The record is from the annotation of a GenBank genome assembly. Lineage: Eukaryota; Viridiplantae; Streptophyta; Magnoliopsida; Aquifoliales; Aquifoliaceae.